Chlamydomonas reinhardtii is the source of this 1418-nucleotide messenger RNA. RefSeq lists its product as uncharacterized. The transcript is spliced from 3 exons. The record is from RefSeq and is a predicted model, not a curated record. The coding region runs from base 87 to 476 and encodes 129 amino acids. NCBI's taxonomy places the organism in Eukaryota, Viridiplantae, Chlorophyta, Chlorophyceae, Chlamydomonadales, Chlamydomonadaceae.
CCAGCCAAGCCUCUCGCUCAUGCGCACACCCUCGAGGCAGGCAGCUGCCUACAAGACAGAAACCGUCACCAAAUCCUGAGCCGCACAUGUCACGAUACACAACGUGUGUGCGAAGUGCGGGCGGCGCUUACUCGGCGACGGGCAGCGCUGCCUGCAGGCGGUCGUACCAUGGGGGGGGCUCACGUGCUCACCAAGUCCAAGUGUGCAACCACUGCGGGACGGGGUGGGGACGUGACGUCAACUCGGCAACCAACAUCCGGCACGCGCUGGUGGAGAUCCUGCUGGGGCACAAGCGACCUGCAUCGCUGCAGACUGGCGGCGGCAGCGGCGGCGGCGGCGGGGGCAGCGGCAGCGGCGGCGGCGGGGGCAGCAGCGGGGGCGCGUGCGCGCAUCUUGGUAGCGGAGGGGGCGGGAAAGGCCACGUGGAGGAGGAGAGCGCAGCGCCGCCAAAGAAGCGGCGCAAGCGCGCAGGCUGAGGAGCCGGCUGGUGUCCAGGUAGCGGUCCGCGGUGGGGCUGGCAGGGCAUCCGUAGCGGCAUGACAAGUGUUGCGGCUGUUGACACCUGUGCUGCGUCUGGCUACGGUUGGCUCGGCUGUGGCAUCGCAAUCACUAGGCACCUGGUUUGGCUACGUGCCUGUGGAAACCGACCCCGGCUAUGUCCGGGCGAUGAGGUUGUUCGGCCUCAGAGAGUGGAGGGGCUCAGCCCCUGUUCCCGUGACCGGGGAACACUUGUCAAAACUGUGAUCACGCGCCGCGCAGGAAUGUGCGCGGAUGGGCAGCAGGUGUCAAGGAACACCACUCAGCUGAGAGAGCUUUGUGGCCCGGCGGCCUCGACGCCUGGUGGGCAACUGAUGUGUGUCAAUGUCGUGAUGCACGCCGUGGCGGAUACGCGGGGAAUUGGGGUGUGUAGAUACCAGCACAAACUAAACCGAACCCAAUGCAAAAGAGCGGGGAGGAGAGCGUGGCCUAUGCUUUGACAACGGAGUGGCACGGGGGGGCACGGGUCCCCGGCACGAGCACAGCAUGUCGCAUACAGCUGCUGAGCAGCCGGCGGUCAGGCGGGCGUGUGGGACAGCAUUCGUUACGGUGGUGGUCUGGUGGGUGCGCCAGGGGUGCGCACUGCGCAGCGCAUUCGUGUCUAACAUCACUGCGCUGCCUGUCUCAGCUACGAGGCUUAGGCACGAGCAGCAACUGAUGCAGCAUCAAUGCUACCUGGUUGACGAGGAAGGAACAGGACAAGGGAUGUCUUUCCGUCAAUGGACUUGCGGCCUCGGGUGUGCUGCUUUUCGGCUUGGCUGCCAACGCAGCCAGGAGGGCCAUGUGACCCAUCGGGAAGGUCGGCAGCCACCGAACUAACGACGGAGGCCGGGAGGCGUGCCGUGCGUAUGGCACCGAUUUGAAUAGCCUUACGUACCCCG